This is a messenger RNA of Strongylus vulgaris, 522 nucleotides long. Lineage: Eukaryota; Metazoa; Nematoda; Chromadorea; Rhabditida; Strongylidae. The record is from the annotation of a GenBank genome assembly.
AUGAACAUUGGUGAAACGGCAGAUCAACUUCUUGAAAUGCAUGAUGUUGUCUAUGAAGAGAGAAAGAAGCGUAUCGCCCAUCUGGGGGACGAGCUGACUCCUGCAGAAUUCUUCAGAUUUACAGAAGCACGUCAAGCUACUUUUAGGGAUGAUCCAAAGCAGAAGUUUAAAUUAAAAAGCGAUUCUGGAAAUCUUUUGCGGUGGUUGGGUGCUCCACAAUGUGAUUCUGUUGUCCCAUUUGUUCUUGCAUUCAUAGGACGCGAAGUAGUGGCCCAGUUUGUGGAAGCUGCUGUCGUCAUACGAAGAUUUGAAGAGCCGAACCUUUUUCUCAAUGACGAUCAACAUGGACAAGUGGCUGGACCGAAUGAAAGGGUUCCAUUGCAGGUCCGGCACUAUAAUGAAGCUCUCCGUCGAUGCAUUGGCUGGAGACGUCACAAAGAUUUUCUAUUUGGAUAUCAUCCAGAAGCUGAAGAGUGUAGUUCUGCGAAAAAGUUGAAAUCUGAGGACGGCGAUGUUUCUUAG